AUGUCCUCACUUGGCAACUCUGGGCCCCCAUCGGAGCUCUCCCCGACAGAACGAGCCUUGAAAGAAUCCCUUACCAAAACCGAGUUUCGCGACGUGCAUUUGUAUGCCUUCACACGCAGAACAGUCUAUCUCGGCGAUGGCUCGAGCAAGAUCGGACAUCCUCUUCCAGUGCUCGCGAUAGGCUCCAUCUUGAAAGACUCUGAGCACUUCGCAAAAUUGUUGACAUCAGGCUUCGCGGAGAGCCAAGUCACUGCGGACCCCUCUGUAGCUAUCCGCGAGUAUGCCCUUGCGGAUGAAUACGACUACGAGUCCGACAGCGACCUGGACGAAUGCGAGGAAGCGGAAGAUACACCCACGCCCGGAAGCUCGAAACCUCCCAUGACCCCCGAUAGCAAGGGAAAACGCAAGGACGAGGAGCCCAGCGCUCCGGACGAGGACAAGAAGCAUCUUGCUGAGGGCCGACCGCCCCAGCAUCGAAUCCUUUUACCUAGCGUCGCACACAAAACUCUAUGCGCGUGUGUCUUCUAUCUCUACACGGGCAAAGUCAACUUUAUGCCCCUUCGCUCAGCGGGCGCAUCGCAAAGGCAGUUCUCAAUGCUCACGGCUGGGGGUGCUACGAAAGCGCCGCUCUGCUCUCCGAAGUCCAUGUAUCGUCUAGCGGAGUCUUACGGCAUCGCGAAUUUGCAGGACCUUGCCUACAAUGCUAUCCUAGCGCGCCUGACCCCAGCCAACAUCGUCGAGGAGGCGUUUUCGCGCUUCUUCGCGAGAUACGACCGAUUGCGGGAACACGCGGUCUCGUACCUAUCACAGAACUACUCUGACCCCAGGGUACAGGCCUCCCUGCAAGACGCCCUCGACAAGGUCUUGAUGGGACAAGCACCCCACGCCGGGCCCCUCUUGCGCUCCCUGCUUGGUCUUCGUAUAGCCACUGCGCCACCUUCACAGAGAACCUCCUCGGAAAGCACUACAGGUCCUCCAGUCAAAGCAACGUCGUCCAUGAACGGUGUGUUCGGACCAUCAUCAUUCUCGAGCUUCGGCUUCGCAGUCUCUCCCGGGGCGGCGAAGGAGCCCUCCGUAAUACCUUCCUUAUGGUCGCUCGAAGGGAGGAACGCCGCCGGUCCCAUCAACGCCAAAGACGACAGCGAGGGUGAUGACGGCCAGGAAGUUCCGAUCAAAGGCAAAAAGGGAAAGAAAGCUAGUGCUAGAAGGCCAUGA
This is a messenger RNA of Trametes versicolor FP-101664 SS1, 1215 nucleotides long. RefSeq lists its product as uncharacterized. The coding region runs from base 1 to 1215 and encodes 404 amino acids. NCBI's taxonomy places the organism in Eukaryota, Fungi, Basidiomycota, Agaricomycetes, Polyporales, Polyporaceae. The record is from RefSeq and is a predicted model, not a curated record. The transcript is spliced from 5 exons.